Molecule: messenger RNA, 465 nt
Organism: Eimeria tenella
Lineage: Eukaryota; Apicomplexa; Conoidasida; Eucoccidiorida; Eimeriidae
Product: ruvB-like 2 protein, putative
Exons: 5
Coding region: 1-465 (154 amino acids)
Biological process (GO): regulation of transcription by RNA polymerase II; chromatin remodeling; box C/D snoRNP assembly
Cellular component (GO): Swr1 complex; R2TP complex; NuA4 histone acetyltransferase complex
Molecular function (GO): ATP binding; DNA helicase activity
Source: RefSeq, a predicted model, not a curated record
AUGUCUCUCAAGACUACAGAAAUGGAAACCCUCUACGACUUGGGCUCCAAGCUUAUAGACGCGUUAACAAAAGAAGGAGUGACUGCUGGAGAUGUCAUUUCUAUUGACAAGGCCAGCGGCAAAGUUUCAAAAAUUGGUCGAGGGUUUGCGCGGGCGAAGGACUUCGACGCUGUGGGGCCCACCACGCGCUUUGUCCAGUGCCCCGAGGGCGAACUCCAGAAGAGGAAAGAAGUUGUCCACACUGUCACUCUGCACGAAAUUGAUGUUAUCAACAGCAGGGCGCAGGGUUUUCUGGCUUUGUUUGCGGGAGACACGGGAGAAAUAAAAGGAGAAGUUCGAGAACAAAUUGACGCCAAAGUUGCCGAGUGGAGGGAAGAGGGAAAAGCCGAGAUCAUACCUGGCGUUUUGUUUAUCGACGAAGUCCACAUGCUGGACAUCGAGUGCUUCUCCUUCCUGAACAGGUAA